AUGCGAAGAGCCCAGCUGAAAAAGAAGCCGAGAAAGAGGGGAAAGGAGAGGCCGAAAGCGCAGGAGGCUAGCUCGAUCGAAGAGUUAGAGGCGAGUGCUGAGAUUGGCUUGGCUUCUGCUUGUGUUCCAGAUGCAAAGGAGACACCGAAGCAGGAGGAAUGUCACAGGAAUGGUGAAUGUGCUGCUUUGGACCAAUCCUCUCUGAAGCUGGAGAAGACUUUGAAGGACACUGUCAAUCAGCUGAAGCCCAUCAGAAAGGUCAGGAGCAAGAAGGUUCAGUUCAGUAAUCCAGAACUCGCUGCUGCCCAAGAGCAGAAGUUGGCAGCUGAUUGUUUGCUGCUGGAAACAUCUAGGUCAAGUGAGAAAUCCAUCUCCAAGCAGCGUUUCAGCAUGUCCGCUAACAAGGAACUUGUUCCAAAGUUGUCAUCUACUUCAAAGCAUGAGAAGAGAAAAACAAAAGAUGCCUCUUCCUUAGUUCCCGUCAUCAAGGAAAAUAAAGAACUUCCUGAGUUAAGAAAGAAGCCAAACACGACAGACAGUUGGAAGCACCCGCCUGCUUCCUUACGGAAUGAUUUCAUCCCAGAAGAGAUCUUUGUUGCUCUCACCUCUGCUGCCAACCCUGUCCCAUGUCCGUCCUAUCUCAGGCCUCCCGCAAAAGCCAAAUAUAUGAAAGACUUCCAGGGCUGCAUUCGUACUGCUGAUGGGGUCUGGCAGCAUCCUAUUCGCCGAAACAGGUUUCGCUACCUGAUACAGCAUCCCAUCUGCCUGACGGGAGCGGGAAGGGAUGUCUCUUUUCUGUACGAUGUCAUUGCUGAAAAAGAGAGGAAGGAUUCUUCCCCAACUCCCGUGCCGGAUAAGACUGUAGCCAAGAGAAGUUCCAAGCAGGAAGCUGAUCAGAGAAAUAUAGCAGACAGUCUUGUCCCAGAGGAUUUUCACAUAGUAAAGAACAGAGGUGUCAUAGGCUUGGAAUAUUAUGAUGAUAAUUAUACAACUCUACUCGAAGACCAUGAAAACAGACUACGGGUCUUCCCAUCCAUGAAGCCAUCUGGGAGGCUGGAAGUUAUCCAGCUGAUGAAGGUCAUGGACACGAUGCUGGAACAGGCUGGAGUAGACAGUGAGGAAGCUGGGCUAACGGGAGUUUCUCAGAUGCACAAUGCCCUAGAAGUGCUGAAGGUGGAGCAGAAUAUCUACAACAUAGUAUUUCAUGAGAUCAUCCGACAAGUCAGCGUGGACUGUGUGGAACGAGGAGAACUCCUCUCCAAGCUCAGACAAAGAUAUGUUGAGCUGCUGGACCGGAUUCCCAGGCAGAUGAGGAAUGUCUACAAAGAAAUGGUGGCCCAGAGGAUAUUGGACAAGCACCUCACUGAGGAAUUAAUCAGAUUCAAGGAAGCUGUAGGAAAGCUGACAAGGGAACUGCAGGUGGUCCGAGAUCAUGACCACAAAGCAACCAUCGACGCAGAAAUGGCCCAUAAAAACCUCACCAAGGCAAUGUGGGAGGCUGAGUUGAAUGCAAACCUUUUGGAUGAGUACCGUGAGCUGUAUGAAUUGCAGAGAGCAAGACUUGAGGCCCAGAUUCACCAGUUAACUGAAGAGAAGGAACUCUGGAGUGGCGUGGCGUAUGACCUUGCCCUCAAGGUGAUCGAAAAGAACAAGGUGAUCUUGGCUCGCAGGCUGUAUGCCAGUGAAAAGGCUUGGACCAAUGUCAUGAGACACUUCACUGUCCUUUUGGCAUCAGAGGAUGCCAAGGAUCUUUCUAGUAUGCAGCAGCUGACACAGGAGUACCGAGAACUCUUGUGCCGAAUUGGCACAGAGGUGAAGCAAGCUGAAGAAUCUAGCAGGGAGCAAUUAAAUAUAAUUCAGAAUGGCUUGAAUGGAUGGCUCAGUUUCUUCCGGGAUCGUGUCCUCGGAAAAAAAGUUUACACUUCUGCAAAAGGAGCUGCCAUGUUGGAUGAAAUCAUGGUGGACCUCAAAGACUGGGAGAUGAUCCUGAACAAGCAGUUGGAUCUGUAUGGGGGGGACGUGCACCUGGCCAGGAAAGAGCCCCUGGUGACAGCAGAAAAGCUUCAGAGACAGUGGAUGGAGCUGGGAAAUGCUGUGCUCAGCCGCCACAAGACUCUCAAGGGCAAGAUGCCCCCCGAGUGGAAGCUGCUGGAGAAUGUCAACAAAAACUGCAAACAACUCUGUCAGCAGUACGCGAUCCGGAUUGGUGGGGAAAACGGGGUCACGAGGAUUUUAACAAGUUUGAUGACUAGUUUAGAAGACUGGACUUUCAGAUUGUUAGCCAGCAAGCAAAAGUCUGGGAUGCUUGAAAGUGACUGGGUGAAGUUUUUCCAAACUGUUAAUGACUGGCUAAUUCAGUUGGCUGAUCUGUUGAAGUUCACUGGUUCCUGUGAAACUCCAGAGGACCGAAGGCUUAGAAUAAAUAUUAUCCCGGUAGAACCAGAGGAAGUAUUCAAGAAGAUUCAGCAGUGGCUCCUGACCACCACUAGUGGUUCUGAGAAAGGAAACAUCCAACUUACUCAGGAAAUGACCGAGUUCCACAAAAUGCUGAGUAAAUGGAUGGUGAACCUGCUGCUUCUCAUGGUGCCAGACCACACCUCCCCCACGAGUCUUCCUUUGACCAAAGCAGAAGUGAUGAGGCGGGCGCAGCGCAAGCUGAUGGAUGUUUUCAAGCUCGAAGGAGAAGCCAUCAGCCUGGCUGCCAAGCUGAGCAAGUUCUCCAGUUAUGUCUUUAGCUGCUGCAAGGAGAUGGUUACAUCAAUAACAUGUAGGAAAAUGGCUAACUCUGAUCCAGAUCCAGAAUAUGAAUUUAGACAGCUGGAGAAGAUCAAGACAGAAUGCCUGGACUGGAUCCAAACCUGCAGUAUUCUCCUCUCUGGAAUGAAGACCACACCUUCCACUUUAAUCAGCACAGAGGAGCUGGUGGGGCUGUUUGGGGCAGAGGCACUACAGCCCAAACCCCAACUUCCACCUCCCCCAGAGCAGAUCACGGACAGUUCUCCUGAGGAAGCAGAGGAAGCAGAGCAUGAGGAAGAUGAAGUUCAAGAGUCUGGCAGUAAGGAAGCUGUGUCUGAGAAGGAAGCACUGGAGACAGAGCAACCACCAUCUAUGCCCGGUACAAGCACUGAUCAGGAAGCGGUGAGUGGUGAGGACUUACCAUUGAUCAGAUACCUUGGAUCUGAUUCUAAUGUGCACGCAAAGACGAUGGAGACUGAACAAGUCACAGUCUCAGGGAGGGAACUGUAUGCCAGCCAGUGGACCACUAAAUACUCAAAGAAGGAAUUUCAGAUGCUCGCUUCACUGGAAAUUCUGGAAGAGCAGCUCAUGGAGGCUGAAAAGCGAGCCCAGGAGGCUGAGGAAAAAUCAGAAAGCCUUCAUGAGCAACUGGAAGAAGCUCUGGCAAAACUCAAUGACUUGGAGGGUGAGGAACCAAAAGAGGAGACUACCCCAGAAAUAUCAUCAGAGCCUAAAUCAGUGACCCGAUUUAAGGAAAAGCCUGACGCACAUCUUGCUGCAUCUAAAUCUUCCACUAAGGCUAAGAAGUCCACCAAACCCAAACACUGA
Molecule: messenger RNA, 3564 nt
Organism: Euleptes europaea (tarantolino)
Lineage: Eukaryota; Metazoa; Chordata; Lepidosauria; Squamata; Sphaerodactylidae
Gene: AXDND1
Product: axonemal dynein light chain domain containing 1
Exons: 27
Coding region: 1-3564 (1187 amino acids)
Source: RefSeq, a predicted model, not a curated record